Parnassius mnemosyne (clouded apollo) is the source of this 897-nucleotide messenger RNA. NCBI's taxonomy places the organism in Eukaryota, Metazoa, Arthropoda, Insecta, Lepidoptera, Papilionidae. The record is from the annotation of a GenBank genome assembly.
UUGCAUCGAAGAGAGAAACGCAUUAUUAGACAGCUUACAAAGAACAGCAAUAGGACCAAACACAUAUUGGCCAUGAAUGAUCUGGUAAAAUCAUGUAAAUAUAAUGAGGAGCGCUUUGACUCCUUAAUAAAAAAUCAGAGUGAGUAUCAGCGCUCCAUACCAGGUUCAUCGGGGACAAUAUGUGUAAAUAACAAAGUUAACAGUAAGACCUCAUUAUUUUCAUCUACACUCUAUGACAGUGCUAUGACAAAGGAUAUAAACUUAAAAAGUAAUGUAAAUAUUAAAAAAAAUAAAGUUAUUAUGUAUUGUGAUGACAUAGGCAAAAAUUUGGGCAUGAUGUUAAAUAACUGUUUAAAAGGACAUAUGAUCACUAAUUAUUGCAUGCCUGGAGCAUCCUUUAGUCAUAUAAUGAAUAAAGUUUUAGCUAGUAAAUUUUGUCCUAAUAGCACAUUAAUUAUUCUUGUUGGGAGAAGAGGCAAUGUAAACAAAAAUCAAUUAUUAAAAUAUAUUGAUAAUCUAAAUACUUUAAAUGUACAUAAAAUUAUCUUGUUUACAUUGCCUUACAUACAGGGUUGGCCGCAGGAAAAUAAAAUAAGAUAUGAUUUAAAUUUAUUAAUGAAUAACUUUUCAUGUAAUAAUAAUUUAAACUUGACAUUUAAUUGUUACAAUUAUAAUGAUAGAAUUAAUUUAAUAGAUAUAAAUAAUUUAAUUAAGAAAUUUUUGACUAGAGAUAGGUAUUACCUAUCAAAAUAUAAUUUAAGACAGAUAGCAAAUGUGCUAUCUUAUUAUUUAUAUAUUAACUCAGCCAAGGACUUGGCUACACAGACAUCUGCUUCUUUUGAGCAGUGUAAUGACUUAACAUGCAAUUUGGAAUCAGUUCCAAGUAAUUUAAAUUAG